Molecule: messenger RNA, 6037 nt
Organism: Striga asiatica
Lineage: Eukaryota; Viridiplantae; Streptophyta; Magnoliopsida; Lamiales; Orobanchaceae
Source: the annotation of a GenBank genome assembly
ACACACUCUCUCUCUCUCUCACUAAAUGCUCUGCUACAUUUGUUCGUAUAGAGAGAGAACACAUACAAACGUCUGUAUCUCUCUCCGUCUUCUCUCUCUGUCUCUCACUCAAGAGUCAAGACACCCACCAACUCGCAGCUCAUUUAUUAUCUUUUUAUUCGAGCUUAUUUUUUGAUAAUGGUGGUUCUAAUGGCGGAAAGUUGAGGAUAUUUCGCUUGUUCGCAAAUGGAAAAUUCCUGGUACACCAAAUGUGCAUCCACGUGGCAGCCAACGGCGCCGCCCCUGCCGGUGCCACCGCAGCUGGUGGCGUCUCCAUUGCAUGGUUCUUACGCUCAGUUUUUAUGUUUGGUUGUUACUGGAAAUUAUUUGUACUGGAGAAUGUUAUGAUCGUUUAUCAAACUAUAUAUGGGGGUAAAGACCUCAAGGAACCUAUGUCACUAAAACAUGAAAGAAUUCCGGAGCGCGUGCCCCCAAAUCCGCAUAACCUCAAUGCCAAUCAUGGAGUUUCUAUUUCAUCAUUUCUUUUUGGGAGCUCAUCAAAUGUGUCCAGUGAUCUGCAGCAUUUAUUGGAUCCAAAAGCACACCCUAUCUCUAGUCAGGCUUCACUAAGUCAGAAUACUAAUGGCUUUUCUGCUGGAACUCGAGUUUCAGAACUUUCUGGUGCUUUAUGGCCGGUCAGCAUGGACAGCCAGAAUUGGUUAUCCAGAGAGGUUUCUUUCCCUCUUAUGCCAUCCAAUUCUAUUACAAUCAGUAGCAACAAUCCUACUGUGAAUCAGGCUGCAAACUUGAACUUCCAGAAUACCCAUAAGAAAGACAAGGUCAAGAGUUUUUCUUCUCUGAUUGGCUUCAAUAAUGCUGGUCCAAUCCCUGCUAACAGUUGGAAUCCCCAGAAGAAUAAUGAUCUAACAGCUUUGCUGAAAGCUCCUGUUGUACACCAUCAUAGCCAUAAUCUUCCUAGCAGUUUACCCCAUGUUUUCUGUUCCGGCAUAAGUGGAAAUUUACUUCUCAGUGAUACUGGGCUUCUUGGAGUGGUUUGUGCAUGCCAUGGUUUGUAUAUGUCGAUCUCCAAAUUCUCAGAGCAUUCGGGUUUGUAUGAUUUGGAUCCUGGGAGUGCAGUUCGUAUGAACAAUGGAGUGACUAUAGCUCACUGGUGGAAAACAUUUUCUGACAAAUCUGGGAUUAGAUUAUUGGAAGGGCGCAAAAGAUGGGAUUGGCCUGAAGGAAUAUCACCAGCUUCGGCUUCGACAAAUCAUCCUAUUCCCAAUAACUCGAACAACUCUGUUUCAUGGAAUGAACUUUGCUCUUUCAAGACUUCAGUAAGCUCUGACCAGCUGCAAGGAAGUGUAUUAAAUACAAAGGGAAAUGGGAGAUUCCAAAACAUAAGCCAGGAAUAUGCACACCAUGAAAAGGGCAGGAAUUCUCAAGAAUGCACUAAUUAUGCUUUUAAGAACUUCAUUAAUGUUUCACAAGAAAACCUGCCGCAUGCAUCUGAUAAACAGAUGUGGGGAGUCCAAAACCCUUUUGACAUGAACAUUGAGAAAGCUUCUCAUUCCAGUAGAGCCAAAUUAGAGUCGGUCUGUGGAAGUUCAAAUUCUUUGCUUGCUCUCCCCAGUACACAAGACUUUAAAACACCAUUUACCGGCUUUGAUGUCCGAAGAAAUACUUGUUCCAUUGUCGAGAGGCUAGGAGUUCCAUCCAAUACUGAACUGAGACUGGGCGAACCACCAGGGCAAAGUCAGACAUUGGAGACUAAAACUACACCUUACUUUGUAUCUAAUCUUAAUGGCAUACAUGAAAAGCCCCCAAAUGUGCUUUCAUCUGACAAGCUUCCGCAGAGAAGUAACUUGCUUAAUGUACGUGAUGCAGCUGGUAAUAAAUUGCAAGGAAGUAAGUUGAUUCUUCAGAAUGCUGGUAUUGCAUCUAGUCCUAUUGAAAGAAGAGAACCUACUCAAUUGGAGCACUCAGUCCAUGGUGGAGAAGCGUGUGGCACAGUAACUGAUUCUAGAAGAGAUUCAUCCAACAGCAACUUCAGAAUGACUCACCGAAAUCCUCUGGUGCUCUCGUGCUUAAAUAAUCCUGAGACCAAAUGGCAAUUCGAAAGUAUAUAUGGAAUUGGUGGCAAUAACUGUACUGUUAACAAGAAACAUCAGUCUGAAUCUCACGUUCCCAUAAGUGAGAAAAGUUUGUUUCCUUGGGGUUAUGUAGCUGGUAAUAUCAAGGAAUCCCAUACCAUGAACAAGGGUAAAAACCUGGUGUUUGCUGCAAAUGGAUAUGAUGAAUUCUCGAACAUGUAUAAGGAAGAUCUGAGCAUUUCUAACCCAGUUUUAGGCGAGAGACAUUUGUUCCAGUCAUCUAACAGGAUGGCGAGAGACGACUUAAACAAUUACUUGAAGAUUUCUUCUCUUUCUGAUGUUAGGCAAUUGAAACAUGACCAGCUAAAACCUCUCCACAUUUCUGCAAGUUCUAAAGAAUCAGUAUAUAUGGAGUUCACCUCCAAAAGUCCAGUUUUUGGACAAAGAACAGCUCCAACAGUGUCGAAGGAUGGUUGUGGAAUAAAACCAAAUCUGCAGAAUGAGAAAAUGAGAGUUCCUGGUGUGCAUAAUAUGGUGGAGUUAUGUGAAGGAGAUAAUGACAUUGCUUCUAUCAGAUAUACCCAAGCCUGUGAGGUGCACAAGAACCUUCAUCUACAGACGCUUAAGACUAUCUCUCCAUCUAUACCAAAGGGUCGUGCUCCAUUGCUUGAUUCAUCAAGGAUGCCGAAAAUUCCUGAAGUUGGGGAGCAGAUGAUGUCUGGUACAAUUUGUUGGGUAGGCAAUGGAGAUGAAAGGCAUAGUAACAUGACAGAAAGGUCUCAGUCCACUACGGGAGCUUGUGAUCUUCCUUCCCUGGAGCAGUUUUUUGUGAGUGAAACUGAUUGCAACUCGACUCUUAGCAAGAAAGGUCAAUGCUCUCACGGGUUAUCACAAGUGUCUGAAAGAUGCAUCUCUGCCGUUCAAGAAAAUUGUUCGAUGGAGAAGUUUGACUCCAGAGGUGAUAAUUAUUGUAGCUUGGUUGAAGGAGCUGGAAAUGGAGCUAUCACAAGUUUAUUACACGACGACCAUGGUUUCCAGAAAGCGAGCACUAAAUCUCUUCAUAGUACUAAAAAUUUGGUUCCCCCAUAUGUUAAGAGCAUCAAGUCUCAUCCUUUUCAAUGGAAAGAUGUGCCAAAGAAAUUGAUGGAGAGUUGCAGCUCGACAAAGAAAGAACUUCAAGUUGGUCCUUUCAAUACAUCCUUGGAAAGCCCUCGUGCCGAUGUUGUUAAAUGCUUUACUGGAUGUGCUCAACAUGUUGUACCCUUGAAGGAGCAUGAUGUGUCUAUUAUCUCUUCUACAUGUUCUGCUUCUAAUGUGGCCCAGUCAUUCAUAGAGAUUAACAAGAAAAAUUCUUCUACUACCAAAGAUAGGGGGGAUGUGAUAUUUGCAAAUAGCCUUGUUCUGGAUGAAGAAUCAAAAUAUGACAGAAGCUGGUCGUGUAAUGAUGCUGCAGUUGAUAAUGAAAUAUGUCCUGAAUUAUUCAGUUCUGCUUCUAGAAUCAACUUCACCAAAAGAGGACCAUUGGAAGUAUUUCCUAGAGAACCUUCUCUUGGUCUCAUGGAAGAGAUUAGCAAUCAAAGUUUGUUUAAAUCUGAGUACUUUCCACACCAACCACACAAGCUUAAGAGAAGCUCUAUCUUUGAGGAAGAGUGUGAACACGGACAAAAGUUUGAUGAGGGGUCCGAAAACCGGAGGAGAACAGUAAACUCCACAAAGUUGGAUGCACUAAUUUCUGUCUCCUGCCAAUCCUCUAUCAAUAACAACUCUCCAAAAUGUACUGAGGAAGUUGGGCAGAAUAAUUAUCCUCUCUGGAAGGUGCAGAUGCCAGAUGGACGUGAUGAAGUCAGUCCCAGCAGUUUUUCCAAGCAGCUGGGCGCUGCAUUUUCUGCUGCCAAAGAAUUGUCCCUCAACAGAGAGUUGAAGAGAGUGGAGCAGAACGAAUCCGAGGCUGAUAAAUGUUCCAUGGUUGAUGAAACAUUAGAAACUUUUGAAAUGGUGAGGAAGAAGAGGUUAAGAUUAGAUAAUGCGUCUGUCUCGAAGAAUGGAAUUCGAGAAACAUGCUGUAGUAGUACUGAAUUGACUACAGAAUUAACAUCAUUGGGCAGUCAUUGCAAUUCUCAAGGUAAGCCUAAUGUCCCCAAGAGGAUGAAAAGGCCUAUAGUGUUUGGGGAAUAUGGAAUCAUUUCUAAUGGCAGUCUAUCAAAACCAACAAAGAUUGUCUCCCUUAGGAAGAUUCUCAAAGCUACAGCAUCUCCUACAGAAAAUAGCAACAAGAAUGGCUGCAACAAUGACAAACAGGACUCCAUUUUUGUGAAGGUGAAGGAGACGAGUGCCCAACGCCUGAUGGGAAUAGUUUCAAGCAAGAAAUUUCCUAGGGGUCGAGAUAAAAAUUCUCUACCAAUUGAAGCGGAAUCUCUACCAAUAGAAACAAUUGGAAAUGAUGAUCUGUCUUAUACUUUGAUGAAAAGCAACAGCCAUUGUAUUGGAGGCAGCAAGUUUGGGGCUGAUGUGAACAGGACGCACAAGGAAGGUCGAAAACGCAGCCUUCAUGAACUCUUAACUAAAGGUACUUUUGGUGAGAUUUGCAUUCCUUGCUCACCAGAGAAGUUUUGGUCUUCAGGUUCUAGUACUCUUGUGCUUGAUAGGAGUGACUUAAAAUCUGUUAGCCCUUCUGCCAUAUCUUCGUGCCGAACACCUGGCAAAUACUGGGAAGAGAGGGUCACGGAUGCUGUAGAUACUCAUAGAGUUCAAAAGAAUGAAGUGAACAAUGCUAAGAGAUGCUCGAGAAAGCACCAGCCUGAUAAAUUUUGCCACAUUUGUCAGAGUUCAGACCAAGAUGGAUGUGAUAAAUUAAUUGAGUCCACCAGGUCCUUAAUUAAGGGGCUCCAUUGUGAGGCCAAAACUAUCGAUGCCACGUCACACAUGUUUAUUACUAAUGAUGAUAAUGGAAGUGUUCUGCCUGAAGAGAAAUCUUUAACCUGUGCACGAGCUGAGGGUUACAAGGGUCGAAAACGAGAAGGUUUUUUGCAUAAUCAGUCUCCAGAUGCAAAUGGACAUGCCAGUUGCCUUGUUCCACAAGAGCAGCUAAAUGCAUGGAUGCACAUUCAUCGACAAAAGCCACAGAGAAAAGGGCGCCCAAAGCUCCCAAGUUCAGUCGUCGAAUCUGACUAUCGGAAAGCCUAUGUUCGCCAUAAGCAUUCAAAAGGCUGGAAACAUUUGGUUGUAUAUAAAUCUGGCAUACAUGCUCUAGGUCUCUACACAUCUCAGUUCAUCUCUUGUGGAGCAAUGGUUGUCGAAUAUGUAGGUGAAAUAGUGGGCGCCCGUGUGGCAGACAGAAGGGAGAAGGAAUAUCACUCAGGAAAGAAAAUGCAGCAUAAGGCAGUUUAUGUACUUUUAUUGAAUUUUCCUGACUGGCUCUUUUCCCUUCUGUUGCUCGAGCAGCCAAACUGCAUUGCCCGAGUCAUUUGCGUGAGGAAUGAAAAGAAGGUGGUAUUUUUUGCGGAAAGAGACAUAUACCCGGGAGAAGAGAUAACAUAUGAUUACCAUUUUAGCCAUGAAGAUGAAGGUGAAAAAAUCCCUUGCUACUGUAAUUCCGAGAAUUGCAGGCGUUUUCUGAAUUGAAUGACCCUCAGCUCUGACAGGCCUUUUGUAUAUGUAUUAUGUUAGGUUAUCCAUUGAGACCAACUCCCAACUGUUAUGGUAAUCUAUCUUUAGGCACCUAAUGUAGCAGUGUUUAUUGUAUUGACUAGCAGUGUACAUGUAAGUUAAUGCUGCGUAAUUUAUCAUGCUUGAAUGUUUCUUCUCAACAAUGAAAAACUGGAGACAGCAAAGUUAUAAGUCAACCUGUAACUGGAUUCAGACCAGAGAUAUAUAUGAAUCCGGAGAUAUAUGAACAGUUGAAUGUAUCUUUGUAACACCCCGCCUUGACUAGCUUUGACUUUUAAAAAUCAGAGUAAAUUUUUUGC